Molecule: messenger RNA, 1521 nt
Organism: Pelobates fuscus (common spadefoot toad)
Lineage: Eukaryota; Metazoa; Chordata; Amphibia; Anura; Pelobatidae
Exons: 5
Coding region: 86-940 (284 amino acids)
Source: RefSeq, a predicted model, not a curated record
CUGUGGGCGUGGCUUUACGGUGACACGUGGUCUGAGCCAGGAAGCGGGGAUUUAAAUCGGCAGCUGUUGGUCCGGGAUUACUGCGAUGUCUGCCCAGCGCCGCCCGCCUCGUGGGGAACCCGGGGAAGGUUCGGUCACAUGUGAAUCGGAGAGACACCAAGACUUUGUAGACAGACUGGCUUGCAAGUACAUGAGAAAAUGUAAAGUAAAAGUAGAAUUGAGCACGGACUCGGAAUCUGACAACGAGAUCUUUGGACCGGGCCCUACAAGCACUCCAAACCAUGGCUCAUCGUGGAGAAAAAGAUCCACAAAACUACAGUUCCUAGAUCCAUAUGAUGGAGAUUCUGAAGAAGCCUCCACACAUUCCGACUCUGCUGUCUACAGUCGGUGUCUACCUAAAAGGGGCAAGAAAUCGCUGCUCAAAAAUACAGUGGAUCCGAAAUACCAGGAAGGUACAGUUUUAGUACCUGAUCACAUACCGCCACCAAGUGAGCAGAAAAAUAGCCCAGCACUGGAAUCCAGUGACAUCUGCAUGAAGUCGCUGACCGACUCUGAAACCUCUCUUCAAACGUCAGAAAAACUCUGUGAUAAUAGCAAAAGUGUUCAAGAUCUUAUAGAAACUUCAAUGGAUUCUAGAGCAGCACCGGAAAACCGGCGUUCUAAUUCUGGCCACUUUCUUCUGAUUGGUGUAGAUUCAAGAACUGCUAAUCACAGUGGAACUGUUACUUCCCCUAGAUUUCAAGGAAAUCUACCCCCAACGGAGGAAAAUGUGGAUUGUUCCAUGUCUCCCAUUUCUUUGGCAAAGCGGAAGCUAGGACUCAAAAUGGAUUAUAACAAUGAUAAACAUAGAAGAAAGAAGGCACGAGUUACAGACACCAUGGUACAUUUUCAAUCCCCUUCUCAGAUUUCCACGAUCUUUAGGUUUCAACAUAAUUCCUAGACACCUGCCAGGUACCUCUUUACACUUCUCUACCAUCUAUGUACAUGGUGACCUUUAACCCCUUAAGGACCAAACAUCUGGAAUAAAAGGGAAUCAUGACAUGUCACACAUGUCAUGUGUCCUUAAGGGGUUAAACCUACAGUAUGGUGCUGGGUGUAGGAGACCUAAAAUACUGUCUGACUUCUAGGAAGGGCUAUCUGAAAUCCUCCAGUAUUUGCUACUAGAAGCUUAACUUUCUGUUUUCACAUGAGUUCAGCUUCCAUCCCAAUCUGCACAUGACACUUACUAGAUAUGUACCUCCUUAAAAUAAAACUGCAACAACGCUGCAGUGAAAUGUUAUGUAACUUGUUUUAUAGUGAGAUCAAACUAACUCUUUAAAUCCUAUGUAGGGGUUGUCAUCGGCUAUUAAAAGUGGUGAUUAAUCUGUGAAUGUGUCCGCUGGUAGUCUUAUUCACGAAGCUGUGGUUUGUCAUUUACUAUAGAGUGCAAAUCUGAUUGAAUCCAAAUACGCUGAUCUUGUGUUUGGGUACUGUAACAAUAAGGGGAGAGGCAGAGCAAGGCAUUCAAUGUCUGAGCAUUCC